CUUCAUGUCGUGGUUGUUUAGGCCUUGUUAGGCCUCUGCUGCUAUUUUCUUUGGCCUGUUAUCACGGUGAAAUCUUGAUUUUUGAGUCGUGUAGGUUGCUUACUUUCACCUUGUAGCUGAAGUUUUAACUUAGUGAUCCACCGGUACGACACAUUGUCGCAAUGGAUCCCAACUUGCCUCCCCCAUCCUAUGGAGCUCACAACACACAAGCUUUCACCAGCAUAAACCACAGUGAACCAUGUGAGCCGUGCAGUUCCAACAUGAUAGAGGAAGCGGGCGCAGUAGCUCUCUGCGCACAACCGCCUCUCUCUCCUAAUUAUGAAAUUCCACCACCAAUGGCAGAUUUCUCAGCUCCACCUCCUUAUGAGGUUGCUACAAAGUUGCCCACUUACGAUGAGGUCCAGCAAGAGAAACGACGAGAGGGAGAAAUGGGUGGUGUCCUUCCUACCCUUCCGAUACAUCAGCAAGCACAGGCACCACGAUCAGCUGCUUCCAUGCCAAUGUUUUUGGCCAUUGAUACUGACACUCACCCUGAUGAGUCAAACAAAGCAAUGCUAGGAACUGAUUUCAUGUUUUUUACUGCUUUUGUAGUGUCAUUUCUAUUCAACUGGAUUGGUUUCCUUUUACUCAUGUGUUUUUGCCACACAAUUGCUGCUCGUUAUGGAGCUCUCUCCGGAUUCGGCCUUUCAUUAUCAAAAUGGACCCUUAUUGUUAAGCAUUCAUCUGAUGUUACUGACCAUGUAUGGCUUUACUGGCUCGUCAUGUCGUUUGGGCUUCUUAUUUGCAUUCGAGCUAUUGUUCACUAUCUGAACAUCAAGCGUGGUUGGCAACUUCUGUCUGGCAAUCCUCAUGCUCAAGAAAGGCUCCUGUUCUUCUAUUAAGUCUUACAGCUUAAGAUUUAACAAAAAAAACCUAAGUCAGGAAAAUAAGGCGUGCCCUUAAAAUUUUGUCUCAUGUAUUUAUUGGUCUGUCAAUAUUAGUCACCUUUUUAAUGAAAGGGUGGGAGAAAUGUGUUUUUUGUUUUUAUUUUUUAGGUGGUAUACACUAUAUUUCGGAAUAAUUAUGACUGGAAAGAGUUAGGAGAUAAGUCGUUAUUCUGAUUUGUUUUCCAGUUUGGGCUUUUAAAAUAUUUUUACAGAACUAUGAUGAUGUUUGACUCUGUUUUUGUUCACUUGUUGGUUUUUCUUUUUGUUCAUUUUUAUUUUUGAUUACUCUUUCGUUUUAAGGUCUUCAGGUGGAUGUGGUCUCUUGAGGAAAACAAAAAAAGAAAAAAAAAAAAGAAAAGAAAAGUGGAGAGGAUAUGUAUUGAAUCAGCCCUCAGCCCAUCAGAGGAACUGAAAAGGCCAUCUCUUUUCCUUUGCUUUCCUUGCAAGACUAAAUCCGCCAUUACAGUGGUUUACACUGUAGUAAAGCAAUGUCAACACUGCAUAGAGAAAGUUUUAAGUCUUUUCUUCUGUACUGUAGUGAAAAUUUAUAUCCCUAGUUCAUAAUUACUAAAUAUUCACUAAAGAUUGUAAUUCUCAUGUUGCAGUAGUGCAAAAUAUAUUUCAUGACAUAUUAUGAAAAUUUGAGGAUAGUUUUCUCUACAUUUAGUGUUUUAUAAGUCUGUAUACUUGCCUUCAUGUUAGUUUUACCUCCAGGAAGUAAUAAAGACAAAGUUAGGGGAAGCACAUUUUAAUUAUUUUAUAUACAAGGUUUGUUCUAAUCACAGAUAAUAGUAGAUGUGUCUCACCUUUUAUGUCAUAAACUCUAGAUUCACAGCUUGCAUGUUGUUCUCACUUCAAUAAUAUUCUUACAUGAUAGUCAUCAUAUAGGAAGGAGAUCACUAUAGUUCAUACACGUGUUUUCUCUCAGCUUGCCUUCUGUUUUUUAAAUUAUUCCAAAAACCCAAUCUUAUCAUUGAAUCAUUACUAUUGUUUUACUUAUUUAUCAUGCAUUAUUUUUGAGAUUUUAUGAUGCAACAAGUAUGUGUGGAGGGACAGUUACAUGAGGUGUUUUACUGCUUUGAGGAACAAUCAGAAGAUGAUCUGUGCAGGAAUGUUCUUCAAUUUUUUAGCAGACAUAAGUGUUUUUAUGAAAAACUACGAAAUGGUAUGUAAACAUUCACUACCAGCGCUUCUUGAAGUAGAGGAAAACUGUGAGCUGCCAAAGAGUGUGGUAGUGGGUGUGUACAGGAAUUUAAGGUCAAUGCCAUCUAUGCAGUGUUGGUUUGAUUUCUUUUUGUGAUAUAUAUUCGUCAAAUGUGGGGUGACACUCUAAUAUAGACAACCUUCAUUUGUUGACCUUUUAGCUAUCAAAAAUUAAAUGUUUUCUUGUCAUGGCUGUGUUAAGGAAUUCUAUGUCUAAUACAUUGAAAAUGCAAAGGGUAUUAUCUGAUUUUCAUUUUGAUGGUGCUUUUCUUCAAACAUGCAGGGCUUAUACUGGCCACGAUUGUCAUUAAUCGGAAACGUUCUAGUCGGAAAUCAGCCAAUCAGACACCUCCAAAACCCAAUAGAAUGUAUCCAAUAAAUGACAAUCGUCGCCAGUCUACAUCCUGCAACAUCUUUGUCAGAUGAUUAUAUUUCAGCUAUUUGCAAGUCAUGUGAGUCUAGAUGCCAGUAUUGAUAGGUUGUUUGUAAAAUAUUUAGUGUAAGUAAGUAUGUAUAUGGAAGGAAUCGUGGUGUUGAAAUAAAUAUACUUUCCAAUCCAA
Frankliniella occidentalis (western flower thrips) is the source of this 2689-nucleotide messenger RNA. It is a transcript of the gene Ndfip, whose product is annotated as NEDD4 family-interacting protein 1. Gene Ontology annotation, biological process: positive regulation of protein ubiquitination; ubiquitin-dependent protein catabolic process; vacuolar transport. NCBI's taxonomy places the organism in Eukaryota, Metazoa, Arthropoda, Insecta, Thysanoptera, Thripidae. Bases 162 to 881 code for a protein of 239 amino acids. The transcript is spliced from 6 exons. Gene Ontology annotation, molecular function: WW domain binding. Gene Ontology annotation, cellular component: endoplasmic reticulum; perinuclear region of cytoplasm; Golgi apparatus. The record is from RefSeq and is a predicted model, not a curated record.